AUGUCUACUUUAGUCGUUCCCGCGAAGCAGCUUAGUGUUUUUGGCGCUCCGCUAAGUGAGAGUCCCAAAUUAGCUCCUCUGAGGCUACCCGCAUCUGCAAUCGGACCGCCGCGCGGCUGGUCCCUUGGGGGUGAAUCAAGUCAGCCGAUUUUGGUGCCAGAGUAUCUUCUUGAUUUGACCUUUGUCCUCGACUGGAUCCACGGGUGCUCGUCAACUCACUCGUAUUGCCGUGAGAAGGCCAUCCCACUACACGACAGGCCAGUCGAUGACAUCUUCCUCAUAGAUUUGGAGGAUGGCUACAGAAUCGUCAAAGGCCCUCCGAAAGCUUCCUACAUUACCUUGAGCUACGUUUGGGCCGAGGAACCCUCUCCCACUGAGCCACCCGUGCAAGUGGGAGAACAAAUCCCCGCCGAGAGCAUGAACCAACUCUUCUUGGACGUAUCACUCGUGUCCCAGAGGUUAGGAUUCAGAUAUCUCUGGAUCGACAGAUACUGCGUCGCCCAGCACGACAACAAGCUCAAGCAUCGGCAGAUCCAACAAAUGAGGAUCGUAUACCGCAAUGCGGAGCUGUGCAUCGUCCCUUUGGAUGAGGACGCCGAGCAUAAAGGACUGCCGGGCAUCUCGAGACCACGGGUGGCAUGCUGCCUCAAGAAGAAGCCCACGUCCGUGAGGCGAAGGUCCUCCUCGACUGCGGAACCGGACACGUAUCUCUGGCGUCUGCGCUCCGCGAGCCAAGGCGUAAUCACUCCCAUGUGUGCUUCGACGGCAAGCGUGCAGGCCCUCAUCAAAACGUCUAAGUGGUGGCGGCGUGCGUGGACAUACCAGGAGCACUGCCUUUCGAGACGAUGUCUCGUCUUCACCGACGAGCAGCUCUAUUUCGAAUGCGACAUGGGCAUAUGCAGGUGCGAGGCUGAUACAAGAACUGGGACAGAAGUCCCAGGCAUCUUUCAAAUCAUGAGACCCUCCCCGUAUUCUACCAUCCGCAUCGACAACGUAUUCCGCGCCUAUCGAGAGCACCUUGAGGAAUAUUCCAUGAAGGAACUCCGCCACGAGAACCAAGCCCUCAACGCCCUCGUCGGCAUCGUGAAGCACUACCAAAGCCUCCAUCCGUUCCUCCACCAGGUAUCCGGAAUCCCCUUCUUCGCGUCAAAAAGCCCAUCGGACAAGCCCAAGUCCUCCUCCGAGGUGGUGGGAGGCUGGUGGAGCGAAGCAGAUGAAGCCCGCAUGUCCCACGCUGUCCUCCCUUACUCCCUGGCCUGGGCCCACCGCUGCAUGGGCUGGUGCGAAAGCGACCUCUGCCCCCGCCCGCGAGACAUGUUUCCCAAGUGGUCGCCACUGGGCUGGGCCGGGGAGGUCACGUACGAGUGGGAGGGCGGCGUAAAGUUUCACGACUUCCAGCCUUUUGCGCGGGACUUUGCCUUCAAGGUCAACGGUUGCAUGGUGCCCUAUCAGGGGCUUUACUCGAGCGCCGAGUACGCCCGGCUGAGCCAGUUUGAGAAGGACACCUUUAGUCCCCGGAUGCUGUCCAUGAAGACGAUUUCUCUUCCGACGGAUGCCAUCGCUAAGCUUACGUAUAACAACAGUUCGUUCUUCUGGACUAUUUACGACUUCCCGGCCGAAGUGUCCUUCAGCAACAGAGUUGAAUCGCCUAAGCGCGUGAACAAAAUGCUGAGGACGGGGGAACUGCUGGCGUUGCUUCUCGGAGACAACAGCGUCUGUAUGAACGGAUCGCAACCGAGGACUUUGCUGCUGAUUGUCGGGCGGCCAGAGUACGAUAGUGAGGAGGCAGCAUACAUCUGCACUCGCCUGGGCGUGUUGAGUGUAGAGUGCCAUCUGAGGGAGAUAGGGGAGUAUUUUGCCAAGGGUAAGAGAGACUUUUCUAAGUGGGAUAAGUUUAUCCUUCAGUGA
Molecule: messenger RNA, 1908 nt
Organism: Scedosporium apiospermum
Lineage: Eukaryota; Fungi; Ascomycota; Sordariomycetes; Microascales; Microascaceae
Exons: 2
Coding region: 1-1908 (635 amino acids)
Source: RefSeq, a predicted model, not a curated record